Boleophthalmus pectinirostris (great blue-spotted mudskipper) is the source of this 1671-nucleotide messenger RNA. RefSeq names its product sterile alpha motif domain-containing protein 15-like. The record is from RefSeq and is a predicted model, not a curated record. The transcript has 3 exons. NCBI's taxonomy places the organism in Eukaryota, Metazoa, Chordata, Actinopteri, Gobiiformes, Gobiidae. Bases 139 to 522 code for a protein of 127 amino acids. Gene Ontology annotation, molecular function: protein binding.
UCACUUACAUUUUGGUGUCUGUUUCUUAAGAAAGAACUCAAUAAAUAACGGUAGUUGUCCUUAGAUGUCUGUUACAUUACGUAGCAGUUAAUACCAUGUUUUCAUUUGUGAAAUUUUAGGAAUAUUAUCCACAUUACAAUGAAAGAAUCGCUAGCUUCAUCAAUACAAACGGAGAACUUUUAUUUCCUUCAUUGGAGUUGUCAAGACGCAGCCAUGUGGAUUGAGUCUUUGGGAUUUCCACAGUACAAAAAAUGCUUUACUGAGAACUUCAUCUCUGGGAGGAAACUCAUUCACGUGAACUGCAGCAACUUGCCAAAACUUGGGAUCACUGAUUUUAACCACAUGAAGGUGAUCUGCGGUCAUGUGCGGGAGCUGUUGGGGAUCACAGAGACCCCGUGGUCCCAGAGCAUAGUUGACCCUCCACAGGACGUCAGGGCCCUGUACCUGGAGCAGAAGAGUCCGACCGGAGCCAAGGCCGACAGACUCACAUACCAACAGUUCACCAGCAGUCUGCAACACUGAGAGGAGGGGCUGAUGUGAGAGAGGAAGGAUAUAAACAGGUUUAAAUGAAUCUGUGGGGUUCUGUCUGAUACAUGGCUUCUGACUGUUUUCAAGGAAUUAUUAAUAUGUAAAACUUUAGGGGGCAGGAGUGCUACUUGGACGUGUAGAGAUCUAAAAUACAAAGUUGAAAAAGCUGAGGCACUCAACAAGAAUUAAAUAAUUAAAUGGUAAUAAAAAGCUUGUGAUGAUUUUAUACCUUAGAAUUAUUCAUAUAUAUUAUUGUAUACUGUUUUUUUUAUUUAAAGGUGAAGUAUGUAACUUUUAUGGUGGAGCAGGUGUUUAUGAUGUUAUCUGUCCAAGAAGUUACUGCUUUGACUAGAACAGGGGUGUCAAACUCAAAUUCACAGAGGCCAAAAUUAAAAACUGGGUUGAAGUCGUGGGUCAAACUAAAUAUUUAUUGCAAAAUUUCAACAACAUGUUCUACAUGUUUUCACUUCUUUCGAGAUAUGUAAUGUUAAACCUUUUCUUAUUUAAAUAAAUGUCUAAUAAUAAUUUUGCUUAAGCAUUGAAUCCAGAACAUGCAUAAUACAAAAUAAUAACACAAUUUUAAAUAAAUAAUGUUUCUAUAGCCUAUCUGUAGCCGGCGGGCAGCUCUAAUACAUAUUUGAUAUGAUCUCGUGAGCCAAAUAUAAUUAUAUCAAUGGCCAAAUUUGCCAUGUCUGGACUAGAAUGUUCCAUGGCAUUAACUUCAAUUUCCAUGGAAACAUACAGGCUAAGUUACAGGUCAGAUCAGUGCUGUAGAAAAUGUUUUUAAGGUAUUUUUGAGCAAUAAAAACACCUGGAUUUGAAAAACAACAAGAUGAAUACAUUUCAUUUUAACAUGUGGAACAUCCCAGGCAAAGCAAUAACAUCUUCAUGUCCUGGCUUUAAUAAUAAAUGCUAAAAACUAAAGAUUAUAAUGCUUUGACAGAUGGUUUACUUUACAAUUUACUCCCCACACUAGUGGCAAGCUACUUCCAAUUGUCUUUAAAUUAAAAUUAUCACCCCUCUCUCUGUAACUGCUGCAGUAAGCCUCAUCAUUUUGGUCUUAAAAUGUUCGAAUUAAUCUGCUCUACAUGAUCCUGGGGUUUUUAUUUUGCUAUUUUGCAUGCAAUAAAUUUCUAUUCCUAA